AUGUACUUCAUCACGGCUUUAAGCCUGUUCCUCUUGAGUUGGAGUGGUCUGUUUCUUAUCGAUUUCGUUCUCAAAGGUCUUUCAAGACGAUAUGUGCAAUUUGUUGAGAAACACGACGUACAGAUUUCUCCUUUACAGCUUCGAUUCUACACUCACAAAUAUGAUGGUCGUUUGAUGCCGGGAGUGGGCGAAAGUGAAGACCGAUCGCUUUCUCGUCGAGUUGGCCUCAUUCUUUUUUCUUUAUGGUUCGAUAUUGGAGUUGUUGUCGCGAUCGCUUGUUGUAUUUUCAUGGUCAUCUACUUGAGUUGGCAACUUUGGCCAGCAAUCGGCGCAAUGUUCUCAACGCUCGUUUAUCAGAAAUCCGUGGAAACACCAAGACCGAUCCCUGGGAGACUCUUUCAGCCAACUCCAACACUUGAGCCACAAAUUCCUGUAUUUCAAGGAGAUGAGGAUCGGAUUGAUCAUCCAUCAAGAGAUGAAGGUUUAACUCCAAUCAUACCUGGGAUUAAUAUGCCUUGGGCUCAUAUCCCAAUUUUCAUGUUUGUUCUUGUAAUUGCCGCUGUUUUACAUGAGCUAGGACAUGCUUGGGCGGCUCGAAUGGAAAAUAUUCGUGUCUCAGGAUUUGGUGUCUUCGUUUUAGGAAUCUAUCCAGGAGCAUUCACCGAAAUCGAUGACAUUGGAUUAAAUCAACGCCCAACGUGGUCUCGACUCAGAGUUUAUUGUGCUGGAGUCUGGCAUAAUCUCGUCUUAGCUGCGCUCGGAUUUGCUUUAGUUUACUCGACUCCUUUCCUUUUGGCUCCACUUUUUGUAACCGGUCAUGGUGUCACAGUUGAAGAAGUUUCUCAUGAUUCUGGACUUCAUGGUGGACUUUUACCCGGUCAAAUUGUCACUAAAAUUGACAAUUGUAAAGUUUAUCAUCCAGAAUCGUGGAUAACAUGUGCAAAAGCUUUACAAAAUGAACGUUAUGGUCGUUGCAUGGAUACAGAUAUUGUGAAAUCAGCAAAAAGUUUAAAAAUCAGCGUCUUCGAUAAUGAGCUUCAUUGCUGUGAUGAGCAGAAAAAUGCGACACCCGCUCAUAUCUGUUUCGAGAGUCAAGUGGUUCAACGAAGAAAUCACCAAGAAACAAAGGCACCGAAUUUGGCGGAAGCAUUGAAAUUGGGGAUAGCGGAAAAGCCGCGAGAUGUUGUGAGAGUUGAGACGAAAUUGAGCACACAAUUGUCAUGUCUUGACGCGAGAACAGUCACCGAUCAACCAUUGUGCAAUGACACUUUGCCAUGUGAUUCUAGCAAACAGGCGUCGAACCAGUUGACUUGUAUCUAUCCGGCACUCUACAAUGGGACAAAGCUCGUUCGUCUACAAGUGGAAAACGAUGAGAAACCGGUGCUUUUUGUCGGCAAACUUGAGGAGUUUUUGUAUCUAGUAGAAGUUUCUCCAUUGGUAUCGAGAUGGUCAUGGGUGCCGCGUGUUUUACCACAUACAGUAGAAUUGCUGGGAAAAUACGUGGUGACAUUGUCGGUUGCGCUGGGAGUGUUGAAUGCGGUGCCGUGUUUUGCUCUUGAUGGGCAACACAUCGUUGUCGCAAUCUCGCAAUCCGUGAAAAUACCUCGAAAACGUCGACAUCGACUGGUGCAAGUCUUGCUGCUCUACGGGACUUUUCUCCUCGCUGCAAACGUCGUUCUCGGCUUUUUCCGUUUCUUUCGAUCAUUUCAAAUCAUU
Molecule: messenger RNA, 1716 nt
Organism: Mesorhabditis belari
Lineage: Eukaryota; Metazoa; Nematoda; Chromadorea; Rhabditida; Rhabditidae
Source: the annotation of a GenBank genome assembly